AUGCAUUCCCGGACGAUGCUCGCGCUCACGAAGCCGGUCCAGAAAGAGGUCGAGGGAAGCUUGCUUGUCAACGGGCUCGCACGGGUCGUCCGGCGCGUCCAGCGGAUCGGGUGCCUCGAGGCGGUUGUCAUUGUCGGGGGCUUGAUGCUGUCCCAGGAUUUAACGUUGAACGCGCUGGCGAUUUGGAUGGCCUCGUCUCUCCCGCCUGUAUUCCUCAACGUGACGGACGUGGACCUGCUGCCAAACGCCGCGUAUGGCUUUAGCGCCCCCAACCUCGACGAACCAGCGCAAGCAGUGACUCCGUCACUAGGCACGGCGUCGAUCGUGAUCAAGGGCUUAAUUAAGGCGUCAGCGAUGCAGAGCACUAGCUCAAAUUCGCGCAUUCAGCCACAUCUCUUCUCCAAUCACGCCAACAUGAACGUCGCUCCAGCAGAACCGCCGGUCCUCCCCCCCGAGAUGCUCUACCAGAUCGCCGAACUGUGCGACUCCGACUCCGACGUCCUCAAUCUCAUGAACACGUGUCGCGAUCUGAACGCAAAUGCCUCUCGCUUCCUCUGCAAAGGCCGCGAAGCACACGUCCAUUCCUACCUCGACCUCCGUCUCCUCAUCGCCUUCCUCGGUGCAAAGGGCCAAGCACGCUGGCGACGUCUCGCUUAUCUGGUCAUCGACAUCCGCACCAAGGACAGUGUCGAUAUACACGAGUAUGCACAAUCGUUGCACGACCUUUUUUGCGCGCUCCACUCCGCCCCCGCACUUCGUCGGCUGACCGUAAAUGAGGUGGAGAUCUACCUCUCGCUCCAGCCCGGCCUGGCAACCAUUAUGGCUGGUUUCACCUCCAUCAAGAUCUUGACGCUUAUGCACAUCGGCCCUGAAACACUGUGGCUUCUCGAGGAAGCGUCUUGGGACGUGAACAUCGCCUUCAUCAGGAUCCUCCCCCAGUACCUAUCCCCUCAAGUACCCAUGACGAUCUUCCGCUCCCUGAGCAACAUGAGAGGCACGCUGCGCGAAUUGGACCUCGUCGGCUCGCGGAACGGGAUGUUCGCGGCCGCAGGCGACAUUCGGUUCGAGGCGCCCGAGCAUCUCCGUCUCUUCUUCGCGAACCCUCGGGAGUACUACACCUUCGCGCAGCAGCUCCCGAACGUCGUCCGCAUGUUUCCAAACCUCGUGGCCCUCGAGAUGUACGGCUCCGACAGCACCCACCGGCUCUAUCACCUGUACCCGGAUCUGGACGAAGACAGCGAGCCCGAGGCUGAAGCCCUGGACGUACGCAAGCUCACCCACGACAACGCGGCGUGGCAGCGCACCCACGGCUCCUGGAACGAGCUCAUUCACCUCGUCGGAUCUCUCGCCUCCGUCUACGGCCUGGCGCUUCAGCGCCCCGUACACGAGCUUCGGACCACGUUCGCUCCCCAUGGCGACCCGCUCGCGGAGACCGCGAUGCUGGUGGAUGCGCUCGAUGCGCUCGGCCCGCGCGUGCUCGACCUGCGCGUGCACACAUUCGCGACGGUCGAGCACCCCGGCUUCGCGAGCCUGUUUGCGCGCGAGCGCCUGCCGCAGCUGCGGCACCUCAAGCUCCACGUCUCCGAGGACGUGCUCGUGGGGGGUGAUCCGCAGCGCGCGCUCGUCUCGGUUCUGCACGCGUUGGAAGGCGCCACAAAGGAGCUCACGACGCUGAGUAGCGUGCACCUCUUUUUCCAGAUGGCGCCGGAACAGGCUCGGGGCGAAGGCGAGGAGAACGUGGACCCGAGCGAGUCGAUGGCAUACGUGCAGGCGGUGACGGCGCGGAUGCAAGGGCUCUUGGUCGGCGCUGCGGGUCCGACACUGUUCAUGAAGGUCACCGUUUCGCGUGAGGACGGGGAUUGUUAUGAAGAAGAUGAGGUAUCUCACACGUUUUGUGGCAUGAAGGUGGAUGGCGUUAUGUGUGUCGACGCCGUGAUGGAGAAGCCAUAUGAUAGCGACGACGGCGACAGCGACGGUGACGAUGGGAAGGACAACGACGGUGGGGAGGACUGA
Molecule: messenger RNA, 2013 nt
Organism: Epithele typhae
Lineage: Eukaryota; Fungi; Basidiomycota; Agaricomycetes; Polyporales; Epitheliaceae
Exons: 7
Coding region: 1-2013 (670 amino acids)
Source: RefSeq, a predicted model, not a curated record